This is a messenger RNA of Drepanopeziza brunnea f. sp. 'multigermtubi' MB_m1, 1551 nucleotides long. NCBI's taxonomy places the organism in Eukaryota, Fungi, Ascomycota, Leotiomycetes, Helotiales, Drepanopezizaceae. The record is from RefSeq and is a predicted model, not a curated record.
AUGUUUUCACGACGCAACCUCCAACGCAGCAGCAUACUCGCGCUGGGGCUUGCGGCCACUCGCCCUUUCGUGGCCGCCGCUCCAUGCGAUAUUUACGCUUCCGGUGGCACGCCGUGUAUCGCCGCUCACAGUACCACUCGGGCUCUGUACAGUGCCUUUUCGGGCUCUUUAUAUCAGGUGAAGCGCGGCUCCGACAACACGAUGAAGAACAUCGCCCCGGUCGCCGCUGGCGGGGUGGCCAACGCGGCCGCUCAGGAUUCCUUCUGUUCCGGCACCACCUGCCUGAUCACCAUCAUCUACGACCAGUCUGGAAAGGGCAACCAUUUGAAGCAGGCUCCGCCAGGAGGCUUCAAAGGCCCGGAAUCGAACGGCUACGACAACUUUGCUAGCGCUAUUGGCGCGCCAGUCACGCUGAACGGAGCAAAGGCUUACGGAGUCUUCAUUUCGCCCGGGACGGGUUACAGUAACAACAAUCCAGUGGGGACAGCCACGGGGGAUGCCGCAGAGGGGAUCUAUGCGAUCUUGGAUGGAACGCAUUACAACGGUCUGUGCUGUUUCGAUUACGGGAAUGCCGAACUGAACAGUCACGAUACUGGCAACGGCCACAUGGAAAUUUCUGACUCCCCCGUGUCUUUUCAGGAGGCCAUCUACUUUGGCGACAGCACUAGCUGGGGCUCAGGCGCAGGGUCGGGACCAUGGAUCAUGGGCGAUCUGGAGAACGGCCUGUUUUCGGGCGCUGGAUCUAAAGUUAACGCUGGUGAUCCGUCGAUCAAAUCUCGCUUCGUCACCGCCAUCGUCAAAGGGAAGCCGAACCACUGGGCAAUCCGCGGUGGAAAUGGAGCCUCGGGGGGCCUCUCCACGCACUACACCGGCGUACGCCCAACGGCGCCGGGCUACAACCCGAUGAGCAAAGAAGGGGCCAUCGUCCUCGGAAUCGGCGGAGACAACAGCGUGGGUGCCCAGGGCACUUUCUACGAAGGGGCGAUGACCUCCGGCUACCCCACGGACGCGACAGAGAACUUGGUGCAGGCUGACAUCGUGGCUGCCAAUUACGCCGUCACAUCUCUGGUCAGCGGCCCGGCCUUCACCGUGGGAGACUCGGUCUCGCUCCGGGUCACCACCGCGGGAUACGAGACGCGGUAUCUCGCCCACACCGGGACGGCCGUCAACACCCAGGUCGUCACCUCGGCCAGCGCGACCCUGCUCAAGCAGCAGGCCUCGUGGACGGUCCGGAAGGGCCUGGGCAACAGCGGCUGCUACUCGUUCGAGUCCCGGGAUACGGCCGGCAGCUUCCUCCGGCACAGCAACUUCGUGCUCCUGGUCAACGCGAAAGACAGCACCAAGAGCUUCAAAGAGGACGCCACCUUCUGUCCCCAGUCGGGCCUGGGGGGGUCGGGAAGCUCCAUCCGCUCCUGGAACUAUCCCACCCGCUACUUCCGCCACUAUGAGAAUGCGGGCUACAUGGGCACCAAUGGGGGGAUUCACUCGUUCGAUGCUGCGAACUCUUUCAACGCUGACGCGACCUUCGUGCCGAUCAAGGGCUGGGCCUGA